AUGCAGCCACUGCGCGGGGCGGGCGAGCAGAGCUGCCCGGAGCGAGAGGAGGCGGGGCCCCGCGUGAAGGAUCGAGAAGGUUCGCAGGACGUGGAUUCAUACCUGCAGAAGUGCCGACGGCGGUGCGUGGAGGCGGGGCUGGGAAACAAUACUGUGCGCCGCGCAGUCUGGGGGCACGUGGUGCUUGGCCACGACAGAGCGAAGCCGAUGCCGGCGGUGCGAGGCGCCCACUCACUGGGCAGCAGCCAGGGCCCCUCCAGUGAGACGAGUGCGGACACGCCACUGCCGGGCGACGCAGCCGCGGAGUCUGAAGCAGAGGAAGGGGACGGAGACGAUAGCAAAACGGUGGAUUCGCGGGAGCUGCCAGACAACUGCGCCUCGCGCGUCAUCCAGGUCGAUGUGCAGAGGUCGCUUUGGCAGCUCUACGGCGACGCCUCAAAGCGGGACGCGAUGCGCCGGGUGUUGGAGGACCUUUUGCAGCGUGUGCUCUCUAAUAAUACCGAGCGGCACUACUAUCAGGGAUUGCACGAGCUCGUGGGCUUCGUCAUGUAUGUCACGGAGGGAGCCUCCAUGAAUGUCGUGUUUGCCGUCUGCGAGCGACUGCUGCAGGUGCAAUGGAGAUCGUUUAGUGACAAGGAGCUCAGGCAAUCGGAGUCGAUGCUCUACGCGGUGCAUGCGCUGCUGGCAGAGGAGGACACGGAGCUUGCGACCACGUUAGAGGCCUGCGGCGUCGCCCCCGAAUCGCACUACGCCGUGGGUUGGAUCAUCACCUGGUAUACGCACGUUUGCGAGGAAAACAGGGUUCUCGCCCGUCUGUUUGAUUUUCUUCUGGCGCACGCAGACGAGAACACCGUCGUGUUCUUCACCGCCGCCCUGCUGCUGCACGAGAGGGAACGCAUCAUGGGGUACGUCCGAGAGGCGCGCGACGCCGCCGCGGAGUACGAGGACAACCUGAUGGUCAUGGCCAGCGUGUACAAGAAGCUGACGCGACUCCCGAAGGACGUUUUAACCAUGAAAAAUUCUGCGGCCGUUGAGGAAAUCUUGAGCGGAACUCUUGCGCUUCACAAGAAGCAUUCAACGUGCGUUCAACAGGCGCGGGAGAGGUUUCUUCACGGUGGCGUGAAUAAACACGGGAUGCUGACAGACAAACGCACCCGAAACUCGGCGCUGAAGUUGCUCUGGUCUCUCCUGUUCCGUGAGUGGCGCCGGCCGUGGAAGGAUAGCCGCAUCUCAGGGCCUUUGAUGGGCGCCGUACUACUCGCUGUGGCCGCCAUGGCACUGAGCGCGACAAAUUCUGCUUUCGUUCAACGACUCUUGCACGGGUAUUUUCCUCUCGGCGAGUGA
Trypanosoma conorhini is the source of this 1344-nucleotide messenger RNA. Its product is annotated as GTPase activating protein of Rab-like GTPase. The coding region runs from base 1 to 1344 and encodes 447 amino acids. The record is from RefSeq and is a predicted model, not a curated record. The transcript has a single exon. NCBI's taxonomy places the organism in Eukaryota, Euglenozoa, Kinetoplastea, Trypanosomatida, Trypanosomatidae. Gene Ontology annotation, molecular function: GTPase activator activity. Gene Ontology annotation, biological process: positive regulation of GTPase activity; endoplasmic reticulum to Golgi vesicle-mediated transport. Gene Ontology annotation, cellular component: endoplasmic reticulum membrane.